UACUAAAUCCUGAAUCCGCCGCUGACUACACAAAUACAAUUUUUAUAUAAUAACACUCAAAACAAUAGUGUUAUAAGUUAUAACACGAGUUGUGUCAGAUAACUAUGAGUUCUUUAAUCCAAAAUUCACACCACUACCCAAAAAAAUAUGGGUGGUUACAAAAGACAACAAUCAUUCAGUAUUAAACCUUAAUGUUAAGGAUAAAUAAGAAUAAAUUGAACUUCUUAAUGUUAAGUAUUAAACCUUAAUGUUAACCCUGAACUCAUUCGCUCCAUCAUCCCCUGGGCCCCGGCCCACGAUUGGGAGCAGCGACUACCGAGCCGAUUCCCCGACUCAAUUCUUCCCUUUUGUUUAUUCACUCACAAUCAAUAAAAUAAAAUAAAAACAAAAAAAACAUUUCCUCCUACCACCAUAACCACUUCUCUCUCUAUCUCUCCCCCUGCGACUCUCUCUCCCUCUGAACCCAGUCCAAGUUUUGAGCUCCAUUUUGACCUUUCUUUCUAGAGAGACAGAGCAACGAGCGAGUACCAGAGUAGAAGCCGGAGUCAGAAAGCAUCUCACUCUCAACCCCUGAGGUAAUCAUCUUUGAAUUGAAAUCAACAGACAAAACGAUGAUGAUGCUGUAAAAUCUCCUCCUCUGUUUUUCCUUUUCCGUAAUUUUGACUUCUGCUGCUGGAAAGUUGAAAACUUUCCGAGACUUCAUCUCCUUCUUCUUUCCCUCCGUCCAGCUCCAAUUAUUGUUUGCCGCUACCAAAGUUGGAAACUUUGGGGCAGCAAUUCCAGAUCCCCUUUUACUCACUCAAGGUCACGGAGUCGUCGUCGUCUUCUUCCUUUUUGCAGUUUUUCGUCUGCUUCUCUCUCUCUCUCUCUCUCUCUCUCUCUCUCUCUCUCUGUUUCUAUCGUUUUCCGGCCUUAUCUUUGUAUAUAUAUUGUAUGGAAGUCUGUGAUUAUCCAUCCAUGUCUGUUGAAUAAUUAAAUGAGGUCAAGAAUUGCGUUCUCUCUUCUUCAUUAUACUGACUGGGAACCGUAAAUCUCUUUGCAGGAGCUUGGAAUAAUUAAGCUUUUGUUUAAAGGGGGGAAUCGAGAGGGAACAAUCUUGCCAGGCUUUACCCCCCACGUGCCUUCUCUUUGUCUGAUUAUCCACAAUCUCUCUUCUCAAUCAUGUAAAUAAACGGAAACAGAGACGCUUUGGGUUCCGAUCCAUUUCCAUCCUCCACACCCUUCUCAACUGCCAGGGGGGAAUCGAAUCUCUCUGUUUUUUUGUGUUUUCACCCCCCUCAAUAAUGGAUGCGCCGGCGAGGCAGCAGCAGAAGACGAUGACCAAGCAACUCACCGCCAAGCGAGACGACUCGCCGUUUCACGGGGCGGCCAGGGCUGGCAACUUGGACCUGGUCCUGGAAUUAAUCGGGGAAGCCUCCGAGUCCGAGGAGGAGCUGAGGAAGCUGCUUUCGAAGCAGAACCAGUCCGGUGAAACGCCGCUGUACGCCGCAGCCGAGUGCGGCCACGUCGACAUCGUGAAGGAACUCAUCAAGCACUGCGACACCGGAUUGGCCGAGAUCAAGGCCAGGAACGGCUACGACGCCUUCCACAUCGUCUCCAAGCAAGGCAAUCUCGAAACAUUGAGGGUUCUGAUGGAGGUGAAUCCAGUGCUGGCGAUGACAUUCGAUUCGUCCAAUACGACGACGCUUCACUCGGCCGCCGCGCAGGGACACAUGGACGUGGUGGAUUUCCUCCUGGAGCAAUGCGGCACCGUCGCGGCCAUCGCCAAGAGCAACGGCAAGAUGGCCUUGCACUUAGCGACAAGAAAUGGGCAUUUGCAGAUAGUGAAGGCGCUUCUAGUUAAAGACGUUGCAAUCGCCACCAGAACUGACAAGGAAGGGCAAACGGCGCUUCACAUGGCGGUUAAAGGACAGAACGCCGAGCUGGUGGAGGAAUUGGUCAUGUCCGAUCCUUCCUUGAUCAACAUGGUCGACGGCAAGGUCAACACCGCCCUCCACAUCGCCGCUCGAAAGGGCCGAACUCAGAUUGUUGUGAAGUUGCUCGAGCAUCAAGGGCUGGACAAGAUCGCGAUUAACAAGUCGGGGGAGACUGCAUUCGACACAGCGGAGAAAACAGGGCACAAAGAACUCGCAGCAGUGAUGGAGAAGAACGGCGUGCUGUCGGCCAAAUCACUGAAGCCCAACGGGAAAACGAACCCAGCUCGAGAGCUGAAGCAAACGGUGAGCGACAUAAAGCACGAGGUGCACAACCAGCUGGAGACGACCCGAAUCACCCGAAAGAAAGUCCAGGGGAUCGCCAAGAGGCUGAACAAGAUGCACACCGAAGGCCUGAACAACGCCAUCACAUCGACCACGGUGGUCGCGGUGCUAAUCGCCACCGUGGCAUUUGCAGCGAUCUUCCAGGUCCCGGGGCAGUACGCGGACGAUCCGAACAAGCUCGCUCACGGUCAGUCCGCUGGACAGGCGCGGAUCGCAUCGAGGCUGCCCUUCAUCAUCUUCAUCGUGUUCGACUCCAUCGCGCUAUUCAUAUCCCUAGCCGUCGUGGUGGUCCAGACGUCGAUCGUGGUGAUAGAGAGGAAGGCGAAGAAGCAGCUGAUGACGGUGAUCAACAAGCUCAUGUGGCUCGCCUGCGCGAUGAUCUCUGUUGCUUUCAUUGCAUUGUCUUAUGUCGUGGUCGGGAGCAAGGCGAAGUGGCUGGCGAUUUGGGUGACCGCGAUCGGGACGAUUAUCAUGACCGCGACGAUUGGCACCAUGUGUUACUGGGUGGUGGUGGCGAGGCUGGAGGCUUCGAAGCAGAGGAACAUUAGGAGGUCGUCGUUGAGCAGGUCGAGGUCUGGCUCGAUGUCGAUGAUGCCCGAAUCGGAUCUGGAGACGGAUUAUAAGAAGCUGUACGCUAUCUGAUUGCUUCUCUCCAUUGUUUGGAGGGUUGAAUCAGUAGUUGAUUAAUGUAAACCUUGUUACAGAGAGGAGGGUUUGGUGCGGCGGAAGAAGGGUUAAUGUUGUAUAUAUUGGGGGGGUAUAUGUGUACGUAAGUAGCAGCUAUGUAACUAAUUUUGUCACAGGUUUUGGUCAUGGCGCAAAACCCUCUGAUGAACCUAUUACAGAGAAUGAAAAGAAAACGAGCAACUGGUUUUGUUGACAUGAAUAAGUUGGCUUGUGUUGUGGGCUGCCUUUGUUGGGUUUUUUGCAGCUGCAUUGAAUUUGGGGUGAUCGACUGAUGUGAUUGGGUAGCAGCAGCAGGUCAUAUUCAUUGAAUCACGUUGAGCUUAGUUCCAUGGUCCAUGAAACCGUAUCGUACCGGCGGUUCAACCACGAAAUACCAAUAUUGAAGGCUAAAUCGAUAGACAGUAUUUAACGAUCUAACGGUUGAAUUACGGUUAAACCACGGUAACACAAUUCCUCCUCCAAUCUUACAACUGCAGUACAUGGAUUCGGACAAUUCCAAUUCAUUCAAAUUCAAGGUAGACUACACGACGGCAUAAGGCAGGUUUGCUGAAACUAGCUUUGGGCUGCUGUUCGUGGGAUCUUUUCAAUGGGCCUUGUGGACUCAUUUGACCUUUUCCCCCUUCAAUCCCGGUGAUUGAUGUAUGAACUCAUUUUUAUCUCAGGUUGGGUUCUUGGGUAAGAGUUCGAAACAGAGCGGGGCUCAUUGAGUGGCCCGUAAAGUUAUGAGUUUGUCGCCUCAAUUGUUUUCGAGAUUCGACUUCUAUUUUUGGCUUCGUUUAUCUGUAUUAGCCUAUAAUCAUAAUGAUUGUUAGAGAUUAACUGGUAACAUAUAAUUUCUUAGUGGUUCGAUUUUGGUUGGUAGUACUUUGCUUAGUGGUUAACCGAUAAGAAAACCGGUAACCACCUACUACUACAACCACUUAGUUUUGGACUUUGGGUAAAGGGAAAGUCUCAAGAUUCAAAAGAAACCAAACUUGAAAUUCAAAACAUUCCAAUUCACACCUAUUGCAAACAACCCUCCACCCGAAAUCUCAAAUAUGUUUAAUAGUCAGAACCCGAAAGUCACCCCUCUCCGACUCUUCUUUUUAGUCGACGUAGUGAACCUCCCACCGUAAUAGUCUUUGUUUUUUUUAUGUCGCGUGAAUGAUGUUGAUCUUGUGGUGCUUGUAUUUGAUGUCUUGUUAGGUGAUACACGCCAAUUGGAUAAAGACUUUAAAUUAUUAGUAAUUUCCUGUGUUGAAAUUUGGACUUGAACUAUGAAUUCACGAUACAUGUUGUAUGUAUUGAUGUUAUUUAUUAUAAUUAUUAUAUUAUGUUAACAAAUGUAGAAGUGUAGUAAAAUUGUUUUGAAUUA
This is a messenger RNA of Linum trigynum, 4299 nucleotides long. The record is from the annotation of a GenBank genome assembly. NCBI's taxonomy places the organism in Eukaryota, Viridiplantae, Streptophyta, Magnoliopsida, Malpighiales, Linaceae.